CGUGACCGGAGAUCAGUUACCGCGAUUCCGCCGAAGUAAAUGCCUUCUCGCGACGGGUAACGUUUUCAUCUACUGAGUACACGUGCAGUGGUUACGCGAUAUUUAUUUCGGAAAUAACGAGCAAAAAACAAUCCUAACCAAUGUAAUUGCCCCCGGAGUAAGUUUUUUGACGGCAUAUUAACUACAAUGCAAGAUUAAUCAGUCACAUAGACAUUUGACCGAAAUACAUUAUCGUUUUACAUUUAAUUGCAACGACAAUUAGGGCAGCUGUUGGCGUUUCAUAAUUGGUGAACCAGAAUUUCGGCUGAUUUUUUAACGUAAGCGCGGGUGUAUGUAAAACAAUAGAAAACAUUGAAAAUCAAACUGAUUUUCACCAGUACAAACUUUGCAGAAAUUUAUGGGUCUCGUGUGGGACAUACUAAGCACAUCCUUUUCACUAGCCCUGGACACAGAUAUGAUACAUCAAAUAUUGAAAGUAGUCGUUUUCUUGUUGCUUGUUUACCAAAACGACAGUUAUGUCACCCAUAGAAGAGUUAAGAAUCAAAAGCAAGGAAUUAGAAGUUACCCUGACGAGAUAAGUAAAGAUAUAAACGUGUGUGUUUUAGAACAAAAGAGAACUCUUAAUCUGUUUUGUUAUUGUGAUGAGCCUGCUCCUCAAACGGCCACGUCUGCCGACUGUUGGACAUUCAAUGACGGUGAACCACGGGAAUCAUCUAUUUGGAGAGAAUUCAAAUCUCAGUCAAACUUAACAAAACUCACGUUCAAUGUCCGCAGUACCUCUAUUCAAACUUUGCCAUUUGUACCCACAGAAGCCUUAGCCCAAUUACCAGAAUUGAGAACUCUGGAAAUCGUCUACGCUCAUAUCAAAACAGUACACUCUCAUGCGUUCGCUAAUUUGUCUCGUUUACAAGACUUAGCUCUUGGGCGAAAUCAAAUUGAACAUCUUUCCAGAGAAUCGAUAGCUUAUUUAGAAGAUCUGCGUGUGGUUACGCUUGGUGACAAUUUCAUUGAUGGAAUAAGUAAUGAUGUGUUUGCAGGUCUACCGAUGCUAAGAAAGUUGUUUAUGGAGAAGAACAACAUUAGUUACAUAGCUGAGGGUGCAUUCGAGUCAUUGCGAAAAUUAGAAGAGUUAGAUUUGUCUGAAAAUCAUUUGACUGGCCCUUUAUCUAGAUAUGUAUUUUUGGGAUUGGUAUCGUUAAAAAGGCUGGACAUGCGAACUAACCGCAUAGAACGAAUAGGACCUGAGGCUUUUGCAGAGUUGGUCAACUUGGAAGAGCUUGUAUUGGAAGAUAAUUCUAUAAGGUCUAUUGAUGGCAGUGGAUAUCUUGGGUUGCCAAACUUACAAAGAUUGUCUUUAUCUUCUAACCGUCUGAGAAUGCUUGACGACCGUACAUUUGUUCACUUAGAAAAACUCAGAUUCCUCGACAUUAGAUACAACAACUUACAAUCUCUCACUUAUGCUACACUUGAACCACUCGUGAAUAAAAUGCGGAACUUGUCAGUAGUCAUCCACAUGCAAGGAAAUGUGUUGGAGUGCGAUUGCAGUCUGUUGUGGAUGAAACGUGUGGCUGCAGACACGAACAACGAGCAACUGAACCGUGAGCUGACAGACACCAAGUGUUGGAUAAACGACACUGAUGGGCCCACUUCCAGUGUAGGGCGAAAAGCGAAAAGCGACGGUGGAUUGACCGACAGCCUGGAUAACUAUCGCGAAGAAAACAAUAAACUGGAUGAUGGCUAUGACGAUCACAAAGACACCUUCAACGUGCACACUGGUAAAGACCACUACGAUCGAUCGAGAUUGGAAGAGACACCGGUGGUAAGCGUAAUUGACAUGGACGAAAAUACGUGUCCAGGAAAGGAACAGGCCGUGGUGGACGGUACGCCGGAUGCUGCUCAAAACUCGGACCGAGUAUUAUGGGAAAGCAAAUCCACAGCCUCCACUAUUUCAUCCAUAUCGUUUGUUUUAUUAUUGUUCACAUUACAUUUUCAUUACAUGAACCGCAGCAGUUCAUUUGUAAAAAAGUAAAAACAACAGUCUAACACAUAUUCAAUUAAACACAUUCACAUUCGUACAGACUCCUUGGUAUUCGACUUAGGCGUAAUUAAGUUGUAAAACAAGCGCUUAAAUUAUUUUUAUGUAUAAAAUUGACUCGUUGUAUUUGUAAUAGAAUAAUUAUAUCUAUAGUUCGGGAAUUAUUGUUUAUGUAAUUAAAAUUUUAAUAUGAACUAUCACAACGAGUCGAAAUCGUUGAGGGUUUCUUUAACGACCAUUUGAAAAUCCGAGGAAAUAAAAAAAAGACUUGUAUUCCGACCGUAAUAAGAAGGUCUAAAUUUGUUGACGUUUAUACCUAAGUGUCUACGCUAAGUAUAGAUUGUACCUAUAAUUAAGCAAAAUAAUAUCUAUAAGAUUGUCUCAAUCAUAAAACUACUAUGGUUAUUGCGACAUAGUUUCUAAGUUUCUCUUUAAAAUUUUUACCUAAUUUUAUCUCUUUGUAUAAAUGUUGUUAUUAUCAUAAAUAUUUCAUUUGAACAAAAAUAAAUUUUAAAAGAUUUCUUGUAACGUUUGCCCGCAUUACUUUUUUAUUCAAAUAAUACCUGUGAGAUAUGAAUUUGAAUAUUUUAAUUAAAAAAAAUAAUUUAUUCUGAUUAAAAUACAAUUUUCACUUGUAAUUGGGUUUCUUCGGUUGUUCAAAAUAUAUUUUAUUAAGCUGUCACACGAACAAAGAGUCUUUUUUUUUCUUUACAUAUUUGUGAAUGUAAAUAAUUUAUAGGAUGUUCAAUAAGUAAGAGUUCAAGUCAAUCGUUAUGGACAAACCCUUUUCCAUACUUAUUAAACAAUCUGUUUAUAUGCCAGUGGUAAAAAAUUCGUUGGACAAUUCAUUAAAAAUAUUAGUGAUCAUUUUUAUUAAAAAGCUGUAUUAAUUUGUUGUCACAGUGUGCAUCUACACUAAUGUAAAUCAUCUAUAGUCAAUGUAUAUAAACUAGCGUUGAACGUAAUAUAGCCAAAAAAAUAAAAAUAACUAAUGAAGUUUGACGCACUUACUUGCUACUACUAUUUUCAUGUGAAACGUUCACAAUUUUUACGUUAAUUUAAAAGUGAUAUAAUUCUAUAAUUUGUAUUAAUUAUACAAUAUAACUCUUCUAAAUAAUUAGAAAAAUAUUUUUAUUUCUUUUAAGUUUACAAAUUUAAUUAUUAUUCUAAUUAACUUUGUGUAUUUUUUGUCUUUCAUAUCUAUAAAAAUAUUUAUUUUUAGAACUAUUGUAAAAAUUGAUAACAUACUAUGUUUGUUUGCUAUUUUCUGUGAAAUAUUUAUAAGAAAUUUAAUGUAUUGUGCUAUAAACUCAAAAAGCUAUCAAAAUAUUUGAUUAUAUUAAAGAAUGUUUAAAUCAGUGGUAAAAGCCACCAAAACGUGUGUUGUAAAUAAAUAUAUUUAUAUAAUAUAUAAACAACAGGAUUUACUAAUAUGCAUACCUUUUGAAUUUUUACUGUAAUCUGUAUUUUUUUUGUUUUUUUUUUUUUUUGUAUUCAUGCAAUUUAAUAUAUGUGUACAUUAAUUAUGUUAGAAUUGUUGUUAUUUUUAAUAUUCAAGCAAGUCUUUUGACGGUUACGCACUGGUCUAGGGUACAACCGAAAAAUAGGUGUUUGUAGUAUUAAGACGGUGCGUGCGUGGAAAUAUUUGUGAAAUGGUAAUUUUCUAUGGGUUUUACUUCCGAAACAAUUUAUUAUUUCCUGGAGGCGUAGUGUCAUUAUUUGACAUGAUUGCUUAGAAGUGAAAAAAGUAACUCUUUUUAGACUAUCCAAAGACGAUAUAACUGUCGAAACGAGUCACAUAUUGAUAAACAGAACAAUGCAUACCAGCACGAGUCAUCGAUGACUAUGUAGACUCUGUCAAUCGCUUUCGAAAACAUUCCAAAUACAAAUUUGGUAGCUUCCAACGGUAUUUUUUCAUAACACAAACAUUAACAACAAUGUUAGUGACAAAAGACAUGUAUUAAUGUUGUUGGAUAUAAUAGUUUAUUUUUAUAUAUGUAAAACAAUUACUGUUUAGAGUUUGCAAUAUGUUUCCUAAGAUUAUUAAAGAUUAAUAAUGAAAACGGAGGCAAGUAAGGUUCAAAAUUAUAUAAUACACAUAUCUAGAAUAAAAUAAUUUAAAUAUAAAAUUCGUUGAAAUUUUAAUUAUGUAUUUAUUAUUUAGAUACUUGUAGAAUUAUUGAACUCCUUCACAAGAUUUCCAUGUAAUUUAUAUGCAAACUUUUAAACGCAAUUCGCCCUCC
Molecule: messenger RNA, 4278 nt
Organism: Daktulosphaira vitifoliae (grape phylloxera)
Lineage: Eukaryota; Metazoa; Arthropoda; Insecta; Hemiptera; Phylloxeridae
Product: connectin-like
Exons: 4
Coding region: 398-2029 (543 amino acids)
Cellular component (GO): extracellular matrix
Molecular function (GO): protein binding
Source: RefSeq, a predicted model, not a curated record